GGCGCACGGGCAGGGCCGCCCGCGCUCCCACCGCACCCUCACCCGCGGCGGCGGCGGCCACGGAGGCGCCGAGGAGGGGCGAGCGGCCGCCGGGCGGCGGCGUCCCCGCGGCGGAGAGGGCGCCCGAGAGGCGGCGGCGGCGCGGCGCGGAGGGCGGGACGCGCGAUGGCAGCCGCGUAGCCCGGCGCGCGCGGAGCAGCCCCGAGCUGUGGCCGGCCCGGCGGCGCGGCGGCGCGGGGGCCAUGAGCGGCGAGGCGGCCGAGGGCCUCACCUUCUCCGUGCCGCCCCUCGCGCCCCCGGGCCUCUGCGCGCUGGCCGAGGGCGGCCGGCGGGGGGCGGCGGCCGAGGGCCAGGACAGCCCGCUCGCGCCGCCGCCGCCGCCGGGCAGCUUCUGGAACGUGGAGGGCGCCGCGCCGGGCCCCGCGUGCGCGAGCGGCGCCCCCCGGAGCCGGGGCAGCGCGGGCGGCGGCCGGCGGACCACGGUGGCCUAUGUGAUCAACGAGGCGAGCCUGGGGCCGCUGGCGGCGGCGGAGAGCGAGGCCCUGCAGAGCCUGCGGGAGGCGUGCGAGGCGGCGGGCGCCGCCCUGGAGACCCUGCACUUCGGGAAGCUGGACUUCGGGGAGACGGCGGUGCUGGACCGCUUCUACAACGCAGACAUUGCUGUGGUGGAGAUGAGUGACGCCUUCCGGCAGCCAUCCCUGUUUUACCACCUCGGGGUGAGGGAGAGUUUCAGCAUGGCCAACAACGUCAUCCUCUACUGCGACAGCAACUCCGACUCUCCGCAGUCGCUGAAGGAAAUCAUUUUCCAGAAGAAUACUAUGUGCACCGGGAACUAUACGUUCGUUCCCUACAUGAUCACACCGCACCACAAGGUCUACUGCUGCGACAGCAGCUUUGUGAAGGGGCUGACGGAGCUCAUGCAGCCCAACUUCGAGCUGUUCCUCGGGCCCAUCUGCUUGCCUCUCGUGGAUCGCUUCCUUCAGAUUUUGAAGGUGGCACAGGCGAGUUCCAGCCAGUAUUUCCAGGAAUCUAUACUCAAUGAUAUCAGGAAAGCUCGUAAUUUAUACACUGGCAAAGAACUGGCGGCUGAAUUGGCAAGAAUUCGGCAGCGAGUAGAUAAUAUUGAAGUCUUGACACCAGAUAUUGUCAUCAAUCUGUUACUUUCCUACAGAGAUAUCCAGGACUACGACUCGAUCGUGAAGCUGGUGGAGACGCUGGAAAAGCUGCCGACCUUUGACCUGGCCGCCCAUCACCACGUGCAGUUCCAUUAUGCAUUUGCGCUGAACAGGAGAAAUCUCCCUGGAGACAGAGCAAAGGCUCUUGACAUCAUGAUUCCACUGGUGCAAAGUGAAGGGCAGGUUGCUUCAGAUAUGUACUGCCUCGUUGGUCGGAUCUAUAAAGACAUGUUUUUGGACUCCAAUUUCAUGGACACUGAAAGUAGAGACCGCGGAGUUUCUUGGUUCAAAAAGGCGUUUGAAUCUGAGCCAACACUCCAGUCAGGAAUUAACUAUGCCGUCCUCCUCCUGGCCGCUGGGCACCAGUUUGAAUCUUCCUUUGAGCUCCGGAAAGUUGGGGUGAAGCUAAGUAGCCUUCUUGGUAAAAAGGGAAACUUGGAAAAACUCCAGAGCUACUGGGAAGUCGGAUUUUUUCUGGGGGCCAGUGUCCUGGCCAAUGACCACCUGAGAGUCAUUCAGGCAUCUGAAAAGCUUUUCAAACUGAAGACACCGGCAUGGUACCUCAAGUCUAUUGUAGAGACAAUUUUGAUAUAUAAGCAUUUUGUGAAACUGACUACAGAACAGCCUGUGGCCAAACAGGAGCUCGUGGACUUCUGGAUGGAUUUCCUGGUCGAGGCCACCAAGACAGAUGUUACGGUGGUUAGGUUUCCAGUACUGAUUUUAGAACCAACCAAAAUCUAUCAACCUUCAUAUUUGUCUAUCAACAAUGAAGUUGAGGAAAAGACGAUAUCUAUUUGGCACGUGCUUCCUGAUGACAAGCAAGGUAUACAUGAGUGGAAUUUUAGUGCUUCUUCGGUCAGAGGAGUGAGUAUUUCUAAAUUUGAAGGACGAUGCUGUUUUCUUUAUGUGCUUCAUAAUUCUGACGAUUUCCAAAUCUAUUUCUGUACAGAACUUCAUUGUAAAAAGUUCUUUGAGAUGGUGAACACCAUCACGGAAGAGAAGGGGAGGAGCGCGGAGGAAGGCGACUGUGAAGCUGACUCCCUGGAGUAUGACUAUGAAUAUGAUGAAAGUGGUGACAGAGUCGUUUUAGGAAAAGGCACCUACGGGAUCGUCUAUGCAGGUCGAGACCUGAGCAACCAAGUCCGGAUCGCUAUUAAGGAGAUCCCAGAGAGAGACAGCAGAUAUUCCCAGCCUCUGCAUGAAGAAAUCGCAUUGCAUAAGCAUCUGAAGCACAAGAAUAUCGUCCAGUAUCUGGGCUCUUUGAGUGAGAAUGGUUUCAUUAAAAUCUUCAUGGAGCAGGUCCCAGGAGGAAGUCUUUCUGCUCUCCUUCGUUCCAAAUGGGGCCCAUUGAAAGACAAUGAGCAAACAAUCGGCUUUUAUACAAAGCAAAUACUCGAAGGAUUAAAAUACCUCCAUGACAAUCAGAUAGUUCACCGGGAUAUAAAGGGUGACAAUGUGUUGAUUAAUACCUACAGCGGUGUCCUCAAGAUCUCCGACUUCGGGACAUCAAAGAGGCUGGCUGGCAUAAACCCGUGUACUGAAACUUUUACUGGUACCCUUCAGUACAUGGCACCAGAAAUCAUAGACAAAGGCCCGAGGGGCUACGGGAAGGCAGCAGACAUUUGGUCUCUGGGCUGCACCAUCAUCGAAAUGGCCACAGGAAAACCGCCCUUCUAUGAGCUGGGAGAGCCCCAAGCUGCUAUGUUCAAGGUGGGGAUGUUUAAAGUCCACCCAGAGAUCCCGGAGUCCAUGUCAGCAGAGGCCAAGGCGUUCAUACUGAAAUGUUUUGAACCAGACCCUGACAAGAGAGACGGUGCUAACGACUUGCUUCUUGAUGAGUUCUUAAAAGUUUCAAGCAAAAAGAAAAAGACCCAGCCUAAGCUUUCAGCUCUUUCAGUGGGAUCAAACGCAGAGUACCUCCGGAGCAUCUCCCUGCCAGUCCCUGUCCUGGUGGAGGACACGAGCAGCAGCAGCGAGUACGGCUCUGUCUCCCCCGACACGGAGCUAAAGGUGGACCCCUUCUCCUUCAAAACCAGAGCCAAGUCCUGCGGAGAAAGGGACGUCAAAGGAAUACGGACGCUCUUUUUGGGCAUUCCAGAUGAAAACUUCGACGAUCACAGCGCCCCCCCUUCUCCUGAGGAGAAGGAUUCCGGGUUCUUCAUGCUGAGGAAGGACAGCGAGCGCCGGGCCACGCUCCACAGGAUCCUGACAGAAGACCAAGACAAAGUUGUGAGAAACCUGAUGGAGUCUCUGGCUCAGGGGACCGAAGAACCCAUACUAAAGUGGGAGCACAUCACAACCCUCAUCGCAAGCCUCAGAGAAUUUGUGAGGUCCACUGACCGAAAGGUCAUCGCCACCACGCUGUCCAAGCUGAAGUUGGAGCUGGACUUUGACAGCCAUGGCAUCAGUCAAGUCCAGGUGGUUCUCUUUGGUUUCCAAGACGCUGUCAAUAAAGUUCUUCGGAAUCAUAACAUCAAGCCACACUGGAUGUUUGCCUUAGACAGUAUCAUCCGGAAGGCAGUGCAGACGGCCAUUACCAUUCUGGUUCCAGAGCUGAGGCCCCAUUUCAGCCUUGCGUCCGAGAGUGACACCGCCGAUCAAGAAGACUUGGAGGCAGAAGAUGACCAUGAGGAGCAGCCCUCAAAUCAGACCGUCCGAAGACCCCAUGCCGUCCUCGACGAUGCUGUGGCCACCUCGGGGGUGAGCACGCUCAGCUCCACGGUCUCGCAUGAUUCCCAAAGCGCACACCGGUCGCUGACCGUCCAGCUCGGGAGGAUGAAGAUAGAAACAAACAGAUUACUGGAGGAAUUGGUUCAGAAAGAGAAGGAAUUACAAGCACUCCUUCAUCAAGCAAUUGAAGAAAAAGACCAAGAAAUCAAACACCUGAAGCUCAAGUCCAAACCGAUAGAUAUCCCUGGAUUGCCUGUGUGUGACCUAAAUUCUCCUGGCACAAGUACUGAAGAUUCUGAACUUACUGAGUGGCUGAGAGAAAACGGAGCUGAUGAAGACACUAUAAGUCGGUUUUUGGCUGAAGACUAUUCACUAGUGGAUGUCCUCUACUAUGUUACACGUGAUGAUUUAAAAUGCCUGAGACUAAGGGGAGGGAUGCUCUGCACGCUGUGGAAGGCCAUCUCUGACUUUCGAGACAAACAGACUUGACUGUCCCGCACCAGCUUUCCGUGGACAGUCUAAAGAUGGAUACAGACCUGAUCUUCUUCGGGAGGGAGAGUCGAAGGGAGAGGAGAAAGAAGCUGCACUUUAAAUCCAGUAUUUGUUUACUCGUGUUAAAAAAAAAGAAUACACUGAAAUUUCCUAACUGCUUCUAUUUCUGUAAUUCAUUAAGAACUCUUUGUAAAGACUCUCAAAAUAAUCCUAAACAUCCCAAUGUUGUUAAACAUCCUCAUGUUUAGGAUUAUUUCAGUCUAAACCUUUUUAUGGAAAUAUUUUUAACUCAGCAGCUAUUGCACUUCAGCCAGAUGUUUACUUCACAGGCGACGAAUACAGCGUUUCACGUGAGUGUACAUCACUGGAACAGAACCAGAAUGUGACCAUAGCUUUUAGGCUUCAGUGUGUUUGUAAUAUGCCCUGAGAAUCUGAGUAGAAAUGCAUAAUUUCAAUUAUUGUAUAAAGUUUGUUUUUUUUAAGUGUGCAGAAUCUGAGAGCAGUGGUUUAUACUUGUCUGUAUUAACUGUAAUAUGACUGUAUUUUGUAACUUAAGUCUCUGGCCUGUAGCACAUCCGUGUGAGCCCCUGUGUACUACUGAACUGUACCAGUUGCACAUGCCUGAAUCUUAGUAAUGUUGGCUUGUUCUAAAGCUGUCCCUUGUGUCAUAUUUACCCUAAAAAGUAAAAAGACUCUCAACAGCCUGUUUUGAUAAAUUCUAAAGGAUUCUUAUUUUGUUUUGACAAACAAAAUAACUACUGUGUUAAAUUUCUAGUCGUUUUUUCAGCUCUCACAUUAAAUAGAAUCUGUCUUUUAUUGGAGUAAUCCAAGAACAACUGAUACCCAAGUUGUUGCUCAGGGCAACAGAGGGGUGAGAGAAGACAAAGAAAAAAGAGAAUAAAAGAAAGCCAGUGUAUUUUUCUCGAGGCUCCA
Messenger RNA from Diceros bicornis minor, 5270 nucleotides. RefSeq names its product mitogen-activated protein kinase kinase kinase 5 (gene MAP3K5). Gene Ontology annotation, molecular function: MAP kinase kinase kinase activity; ATP binding. The transcript is spliced from 30 exons. The coding region runs from base 243 to 4334 and encodes 1363 amino acids. Lineage: Eukaryota; Metazoa; Chordata; Mammalia; Perissodactyla; Rhinocerotidae. The record is from RefSeq and is a predicted model, not a curated record. Gene Ontology annotation, biological process: cellular response to stress; intrinsic apoptotic signaling pathway in response to oxidative stress; MAPK cascade.